UAUAACUGUAAUUUUGCUACUGCUAUGACUUAGGCGGCUCCUGUGAAAGGGUCUUUCGACCUCCAAAGGGGUCACGGCCCACAGGUUGAGAACUGCUGAGUUAGAGGAACUUUGGCCAGUGUGGGAGACAGAAACCCAAUGGGGAGCCCUUGAAGACAGCAGGUGCUCUCUCGGCUGUUUUCUGCUAGCUUUGUAGAACAGUGUGAACUCACCUCUGCCCUCCAGCCAAGGGGCCAUAAACAGGACAUGCUGUAUGACCUGGAGGUCUGACAUUCAUUCCUCUGCUUGUCCAUUGGAGUAACCAGGCUGAGGCCAGUUGCCAAGCAACCCUGGAUAUAAUAUAAGCAGAAGAACCUAUCCAAAAACUGUUACAUUCCCUUUGCCAUUUUUCUGUUUUCUUUUCCCUUUGAGGAUGGAGAGAUACUAGUUUUGGGUGGGAGGAGGUAAAGUGUACUGAUUUGAUAUCUGAUUGUGAGAAUCUUACUGUUUUAAUCUCCCUGUUCCCAGCUCUAGUCAGAUAACUCGGUGUUAAAUUAAAUGCCAUGACAUCUUUCAGAGAACCCCCUGUUCCUGCAUAGAUAGGGAAAAGAGAGGUGAGCUCCCUUUGGUCUCCACACAGACACCGAGUAUUGGUGAGGAACUUAGCUGAUAGUAAAGGCAGCUUUUAUCGCCACCCUAUCAGUUGAUUUUAAUAAGGCACAGUUGCACACAUGGUGCUUCCCCUUUGACUGCACCAGACAGACCACUUUCCCUUACGAGGGAGGGAAGAUCCAAUCCAAGGUGCUUAAGCAGAAAGGGAAUGCACUGUGGUCUAUAGCUGGAAGCCCAGGGAUGUCCUGACUUUGGACAAGCCUGGAUUCAGUGGCUUACACCAUAUCUGCAUGCCUGGUCUCUUGCAUCUCUCUUCUCUGCUUUCCUUUAGGUUGGUGCCAUUCUCAAAUGGCCUUUUCCCUCGCAUUGGAAAGAUGACUUGUGGCCAAGAGUUUGAACUGAAGCCCUGAGCAUGGUUCUCAUUGGCUUUUUGUUGAAUCAGUGCUUAUCCUUGAGACAAUCCUUGAAGCUCGCCUGGCCAGAGUCCAGAGUGGAGUCAACAGCAUAUGAAAUAAAUGUUCUGAAAGUCAGGGAGGAAGGGAUUCCCAGAGGCAUAUUAGGGUGCUAUAAAUACAGAAGAAGGGAAUAGCUGCUAGGUGGCCAAGGCAACAAAAUUCCUCUACACUGGCCUGAGUAAAUUAAACAAGGGCCAUCCAGGGAAGAGAAAGGGGUGUCUCCCGAAUAUCAUGUAUUUUCUCCACAUAUAGACAAGUUAAUUUGGGCUAUCAGACUGUUUUAAUAAUGUAACCCUGGACAUUCAGAUUUGGAUGGGAAGAAACAAAAGACAGUUUUGAGGUAUUGGGGACCACCAGGACUGGGCAGACUGGGCAGCCUGAGAAUAGUGUUUGGGAGCCAAGUACCUAGUGAGCAGGGAAUGGGAUGUCAGGUGGGUACAAGGGAGAGCAAAAACUGCUCCUGCUGGGACAAAUUAAAACAAAUGAAAGCAAAAUGUUGUGUGAAAACUUAAGUAGUACAGCAGAGUUCUGUAACCCCCAGCCAGUGACUUAAGAGUGGUGUGUGACAACUGGUUCUCCAUCUUCUGCAGCUUGUUUCCCUUCAUAAUGAUGCUUAUGAUUUGGGAAACAAAAUAUAUCCAAUAGAACUUGUUUACUACCUGCCGACGGCUAGUGCAGUGGAUUAAACUAGGGUCAGCAAACUUUCUGUAUAGGGCCAGAUAGUAAAUAUUUUAAGCUCUGUGGGCCACAUAGGGCCUCUGUCGUACAUUCCUCUUUUUUGUGUUUGCUUUCACAACCCUUUAAUAAUGUAAAAACCAUUCUUAGCUCACAAGUCAUAUGAAAACAGGACAAGGGCCAAAGUUUGCUGAGCCCCAGUAUGGGUUGUGGGGUCUGGUAGACCUGGGUUCCAGUCCUGACUGUGUUGCUUGUGAGCUGUGGGCAUUUUAACCUCUCAGAGACUCAGUUGUCCCAGUUUUUUCAUCUGCAAAGUGAGUUUGGUAAAAGUACGUGUCUCGUAGGGUUACUGUGAAGAUUAUUCAGAAAGUGUCUGUCCUUUGGAAUUAUGGUAUUGGUCCUUUACAUGACACAGUGUGCUUGGUUGGAGGGGUGUAGUGAGGUGGGAGGAGGGAGAUGCAGCCAAGCUCUGAGAGUCUUUGUAAUUUCCAUUGUUCUUCCUCUUUUGAUGGCCUCUUUUUCUCUGUUCUGAGCAACUCUUCAUCAGGUUUUGGGAACUUGGUGCCAAUCUAAGUUUCAUUUCUGGUGUGUUCAGGAAGUGACCCACAUUUUAAUCCAUAUUUGGCAGUAACUGAAAUAAAUUGGCUUGGUUCAUUAUCAACACGCAGAAUAUGUACUUGUUUUGCUUCCAGCCUAAAAUUCCCUCCUUAUCCACUUUUUCACUACAUUCCAAUUCAUCAGCCUAUGAAGACCUCAUGUUAAAGCCAGAAGGAAAGUUGUUUUUUCCUGUUUUAUCAGAGAGAAUGUUUGAAUUGUGGAUUUUUGCUUGUUGAACUUGGUGGAUGGAUGUCAACAGUUAAGAAAAAGGCUGAAUUUCUCCCCAGAGUUUCAGCCCUAUUAUCUACGCUCUGUACAGAUUUAUCUUCAGCGAAGAGGAAAUUUGCCGAUUCCUUAAAUGAAUUUAAAUUUCAGUGCAUAGGAGAUGCAGAAACAGAUGAUGAAAUGUGUAUAGCAAAGUCUUUGCAGGAGUUUGCCACUGUUCUCAGGAAUCUUGAAGAUGAACGGAUACGGAUGAUUGAGAAUGCCAGUGAUGUGCUCAUCACGCCCUUGGAGAAGUUUCGGAAGGAGCAGAUUGGGGCUGCCAAGGAAGCCAAAAAGAAGUAUGACAAGGAGACAGAGAAGUAUUGUGGCAUCUUAGAAAAGCACUUGAAUUUGUCUUCCAAAAAGAAAGAAUCUCAGCUUCAGGAGGCAGACAGCCAAGUGGACCUGGUCCGGCAGCAUUUCUAUGAAGUAUCCCUGGAGUAUGUCUUCAAGGUGCAGGAAGUCCAAGAGAGAAAGAUGUUUGAGUUUGUGGAGCCUCUACUGGCAUUCUUGCAAGGACUCUUCACAUUCUAUCAUCACGGUUAUGAACUGGCCAAGGAUUUCAGCGACUUCAAGAUGCAGCUGACCAUAAGCAUACAGAAUACAAGAAAUCGCUUUGAAGGCACCAGGUCAGAAGUGGAAUCACUGAUGAAAAAGAUGAAAGAGAAUCCCCUUGAGCACAAGACCAUAAGCCCCUACACCAUGGAAGGGUACCUCUACGUUCAGGAGAAACGUCACUUUGGAACUUCUUGGGUGAAGCACUACUGUACAUAUCAGCGGGAUUCCAAACAAAUCACCAUGGUACCAUUUGACCAAAAGUCAGGAGGAAAGGGGGGAGAAGACGAGUCAGUCACCCUGAAGUCCUGCACACGGCGGAAAACAGACUCGAUCGAGAAGAGGUUUUGCUUUGAUGUAGAAGCAGUAGACAGGCCAGGGGUUAUCACCAUGCAGGCACUGUCGGAGGAGGACCGGAGGCUCUGGAUGGAAGCCAUGGAUGGCCGGGAACCUGUCUACAACUCGAACAAAGACAGCCAGAGCGAAGGAACUGCACAGUUGGACAGCAUCGGCUUCAGCAUAAUAAGGAAAUGCAUUCAUGCUGUGGAAACCAGAGGGAUCAAUGAACAAGGGCUCUACCGAAUCGUGGGGGUCAAUUCCAGAGUGCAGAAGCUGUUGAGCGUCCUGAUGGACCCCAAAACAGCUUCUGAAACAGAAACGGAUAUCUGUGCGGAAUGGGAGAUCAAGACCAUCACCAGUGCUUUGAAGACCUACCUAAGAAUGCUUCCAGGACCACUCAUGAUGUACCAGUUUCAAAGAAGUUUCAUCAAAGCAGCAAAACUGGAGAAUCAGGAGUCCCGGGUCUCUGAAAUCCACAGCCUUGUUCAUCGGCUCCCAGAGAAAAACAGGCAGAUGUUACAGCUGCUCAUGAACCACUUGGCAAAUGUUGCUAACAACCACAAGCAGAAUUUGAUGACAGUGGCAAACCUUGGCGUGGUGUUUGGGCCCACCCUACUGAGGCCUCAGGAAGAAACAGUAGCAGCCAUCAUGGAUAUCAAGUUUCAGAACAUUGUCAUUGAAAUCCUGAUAGAAAAUCAUGAUAAGAUAUUUAACACUGUGCCUGAUAUGCCUCUCACCAAUGCCCAGCUGCACCUGUCUCGGAAGAAGAGCAGUGACUCCAAGCCCCCGUCCUGCAGUGAGCGGCCCCUGACGCUGUUCCACGCCAUGCAGUCCACAGAGAAACAGGAACAAAGAAACAGCAUCAUUAACUCCAGUUUGGAAUCUGUCGUCUCAUCAAAUGCAAACAGCAUCCUUAAUUCUAGCAGCAGCUUACAGCCCAACAUGAACUCCAGUGACCCAGACCUGGAUGUGCUCAAACCCACUCGGCCCAACUCACUCCCCCCGAAUCCAAGCCCAACUUCACCCCUCUCGCCAUCUUGGCCCAUGUUCUCGGCGCCAUCCAGCCCUAUGCCCACCUCAUCCACGUCCAGUGACUCAUCCCCCAUCAGCACACCGUUCCGGAAGGCAAAAGCCUUGUACGCCUGCAAAGCUGAACACGACUCGGAGCUCUCGUUCUCCGCAGGCACAGUCUUCGAUAGUGUGCACCCGUCUCAGGAGCCUGGCUGGCUGGAGGGGACUCUGAACGGAAAGACUGGCCUCAUCCCUGAGAACUACGUGGAGUUCCUCUAACCAUGGGCCCUAGCAGAACUGCUGAGCUUUCCAUGGUAUCCAUGACAACUGCUGAGUCCGGUGUUGUAGGUCAUUUCUCUUUGCCACUGAGAAGUGCAGGGUGACUGACUCUGCUGCUACCUGUCAACACGAGUGUUUCUGUGAAUUUUGGUGUCACCCAUCCCCAUGAUCAUCUCAGCUGACAUGCGGUGACAUUGCAAGAAACAGAAGUAAAUCAGCAGGGGAGGCCAUUUGAUUUUGAAAACUGAGAGAAAGGCUGGCAAAGCCGUUUCUCUCAGGCAGCACCCUAAAUGGGAGCGCUCCUUUUGUUUCAACAGUCACCCAAAUUCCCAGCCUUCUGAAAAUGGAAGUAAGGUCUAAGUGGUCCUCAGGAGCAUGCAGGGCUGGGCAAUGGCCCGAGAUCCAGGCUGGGUCCAUUGCUUUUGUUUACAGUAGACACUCUAACCCACCUCCAAAUACUUGAGACCCACAGUGCUGCAGGCAGCUGGGGCUGCUUGUUUGCAUGCAGGACGGAGAGGGCUCACAGCACUGUUUACAUAAGAUCCAAUCUCUCACCAUCUCUAAAACAGCCUUGGCCUAGCAUCAGCAGAAUUCAGUCCAGUCCUCUCAUGCAAAGGAACACACACCCUACGUUCCCCUCCUCCCAAGCUAGGAACUUCUCUCGCUGAGGGCUGCUAUCACCUCGUAACCAUGGCAACCCAACCUACUCUAAAACCAAACCAAAAAAAAUAAUAAUAAUAACACACUCUCUUUGCAUGACAUUUUUCUUCCCCC
Messenger RNA from Molossus molossus (Pallas's mastiff bat), 5540 nucleotides. RefSeq names its product Rho GTPase activating protein 26 (gene ARHGAP26). Lineage: Eukaryota; Metazoa; Chordata; Mammalia; Chiroptera; Molossidae. Gene Ontology annotation, molecular function: protein binding; GTPase activator activity. The transcript has 23 exons. Gene Ontology annotation, cellular component: cytoplasm. The record is from RefSeq and is a predicted model, not a curated record. Gene Ontology annotation, biological process: signal transduction. Bases 2568 to 4766 code for a protein of 732 amino acids.